AUGCCCAUUCAUGCUUCUCUGUUUUCAGGUGACCAGAAUGAAAUUUCAGAUGGCCGCAGUCUCCUACAAGCUCUUGAUCUGAUUCCAGAUGACCUCUUGAUGGAGCUUCUAAAGGAGGAUCGGCCAAGUGUAUGGAGUGAAAUCUCCCCAUCCGCGACUAAUAACGGCACCACCACUUUCCCUCCUGAGGGCAGCUCCAAAGGCCUCGGAGUAACGCCUCUAGUCGACUCAAUAGUACAAGAGGGUAACGGUUUAGAAUUUGCUGCAAAAAGCGACACUUUGGUGACUCCUGAUAAUUCCGAGGGCUGUUUUUCGCAAAUUCUAUUUCACAGUCUUUCCACUUCUUCUCUUCCAGUAAAUAUGUCUUGCAUUUCAUAUUCUGACUAUAACGGAUCUUCUCCGCCCUUUGAAACGGAUUUGCCUUCUUGCACCUCUCGUCAGCUGAGCAGAAGUUUGUCCGAGGUAUCUAUAUCAAAGUGUUCUGAGAUAGCUGAUGAAUUAUCUGCCAGCGUAGAAUGUGCAAUGACAAAAGAACUUGUUUCAGAAACCGAUAUUGGUUCUUCUGCAAACGAGAACGGGGAAAUAAAUGAUAAUGAUGAAUUCAAAGACGAUAAUCAUCCUUUUACCUUUCGAUCUCUUCAGAAUGCUUCAAGCGAAAAGAUGAGUCUUACUGGGGAGACAAAGCAUCUGCAGCAUCAUAUUCCUUCGAAGCGCAACAGAAGUAUUAGCCCUUCAGAGCUUGGUGACUCAGGUCCAUCAUCGUCUGUAUGGACUAUGGAGAGCCUUGAUUUAGAUUCAACUGUUCUCUCUUCAUCCUUGCGCCACUCUCCUAAUUAUCAACCAAAGCUAUGUUCUACUGGUGUCUUGUCAGACCUGACCGCUGCGCUUAUCUUGCCUGAGACCCAGCAUCGUCUAGAGGCUCGCGGUAAACUUCCGGCCCGUUAUGACACCUGGUACCAACGGUCCUACUCCCCUCGUAUCGAUCUAGAUGUCGAACCGCCGCGUUCCAAGGCUUUUUGCGUUCAGCCCGACUCGGUGAACCUCACAUCAGAGGCCAAACGCGCAAUUCAGAACUGUGAUGAACAGGCCUCAACCGGCCAGCGGCCACUUAGGCUACGACAGGCUAAGCGGAGCCACACCUUUAGUGCCUUCGGAGGCCAUCUUGGAGAACGAUUGUCUACUGAGUUCGUUUCACCAAAAGAUGAAGUCACCCAGGAGCUACCGAGCAUCACCGACUGGCUCAUUAGUCAAAAAGAUAAAUAUCUUGGAGAACCAAAUAAUUCCACUUUCUUAUUUAAUUCUUUUCCUUCAUCCGUAUCUUCCUCAAUCCCUUCUUAUUCUAAUUCAUCAUCCCCCGUUUUAUCAUCUUCAACCUUGGGUACUGAGACUUCGGAUGUCUCAUUCUAUACUGCCAACGGCGAUUUCCCCCCCUGCUUUAGUCGCAUCCAAGAAAACACUUCAGUCGCCAUAUCCACAGCCCCCUCAGACCAUCGUAUGCGCCAAGUUCGUUCUAAUUUGAGGCCAGAGCACCAGCUUCCCCAUUUUUCGCGACCCCAGAAUACGCGUUUUUUCGGACCUACCAACCCACAACCUCUACAGGCCUUAAAUGAUACAACACUGAAUGAUCAACAGUCACAGUUUCCAGGCCAGCAACUUAGUAAGGGCGAUCAUCAACUAUGUCGUAUACCCCCAAAAACGAUAGGCCAGCUCUCUUCUCAAUUUUCUGACAUAGCCUCAGCUAGACCCUCUUCCCGAAGAUUAGUUUCUUCAUCCUCUUCAUCCGGCGUUUCUUCUUGCUCAAAUUUGUCGCCACAAGCUCUCACCACCUUAUCUUCUGUUUCAAGAAUCACUUCUUCAACCGCUUCCUCUGUCGGCUGUCUGUUUUCUGUUGCUACGCCUUCUUUCCCAGCCACAUCUCUUCCUAACGGGCAACAACAUCUACAGUCGCAGGCAUUUCCAUCAUCUCGUCUCUCUUUCCAAAUGGUCGCUCCUAUACUUACCAGGAAUAGGGGUUGUUUGAACUCGACUUGGAACACGCCUACUGUUAAAUCUUCCGGACUUUCUAGCCUUCCGAUUUCCUCCCUUGAUCGAGAUUCCAUCGUACAACAAGGGCAGCAGCAACUUCCCUUGUCUUAUUUUGGCCUAUCCUCAACUGUAACAGCAAAUACAGCGGCAGUAUCAUCUCUGUGCAGUACAAGCGGCAUCGGGAAACGCCGCCGCAACGCAUCUGACUCUUCACCAAAUAGCUUAAUUAGUAUUAUGCAGACUGGCAGAGUUUCUUGUGCUGGAAAUGAUGUGGAUGGAGCUGGGUCCCGGCCAUCAACUCUCAACUCCGGGACGGCAUUUCUAACCAUCAAGCGGCGAGAUCAGCCAGUGACUGCGCAGUUACUAAAUCAAGAGGCGAACCAAAAAGUAAAGAAUCCUGAUGAAUCUAGCCUUGGCGGGAUCGAAUUUGCGAUGGGAACUGGUAUUGGUUGUGUAACAAAUGGUAUACUUUGCAGGAAAACUGAUUUAGACGAUGAUAAUGUUGAGCAAUGGGAUAGGCAAAUGGACAACAUUAAUAGUAAAGAUCCCGGCUUCCGUCGCGUUGUAAUUUACCGUAGCCUUACUUCGCCACUUACUGAAUACUCUGACACUGCGACCAGUCUCUUGGCUGCUGCUGUCACUGACUCUCCUCUUGUAUCCGCCAAAAGGGUAAGAAGUGGUUUUAUUAAUGAUUUAUUUCACAUAUUUGCUCUACAUUGGUAA
Protopolystoma xenopodis is the source of this 2748-nucleotide messenger RNA. The record is from the annotation of a GenBank genome assembly. Lineage: Eukaryota; Metazoa; Platyhelminthes; Monogenea; Polystomatidea; Polystomatidae.